Sphenostylis stenocarpa is the source of this 369-nucleotide messenger RNA. Lineage: Eukaryota; Viridiplantae; Streptophyta; Magnoliopsida; Fabales; Fabaceae. The record is from the annotation of a GenBank genome assembly.
AUGACGUCCAAGAAGAAGCAAUCAGAGGGCAUCGCUUUGUUGUCCAUUUACAAAGACGAGGAAGACGACGAAAUUGAGGUCGACGACGACGAAAAAGAUGAUGCAAGAAUAGGUGUUUUGCUAGAGAGAACACCAUUAGGAUCAGUCCAGGUUUUGACACCUAGCAAUCAAUCUAACACUCCCCAGUUCUCUGAGCCAUUGAAAUCUGAUACCAUGAACAAUGAUGCUGUGAUCAGAUCCGAAGAUGCAGAACUGGGUGAAGCAGAUGAUAAGCAAAGAUAUGUAGAACCAUUGUAUAAGUUUCUUCCUACCCCACCAAAAGCUAAAUGGUCAGAGGCGCUACUAGUAAGUUCGGUUACAAGGCUUUAA